GUGGAGAACCACAACAGGAGAGAGAAAGUUAGAGAGAGAAAGAGGAGGUUAGUUAAAAAAAGACUCUUCCUUUCUAGUCGCAUUUCUUUUGUUUCAUACCUUCUUUUUCUUCUUCUUCUUCUUCUUCUUCGCUAUUGCUGAAACCGGAGCAGAGGACUGAAGAAGAAGAAGAUUCUUCGGAGCCGGAGAAAAAUCCGAAACCCUGACCGACAUGUUCUGCGAAUCUCGCCGGAGAAGACACCGUUUUUUGCCUUCGUAGCCGGCCGUGAGAGUCGCCGCCGCCGUAGGGGAAUUCGAUACUUGGAGAGCAAGGAGUUUUUGUUUAUUUUAUUUCCCGGAUCAAAAUCGGAAUCGGAAUCCGAAUCCGACGAUGAGAACCGUUAACAAUAGCGUUGAGACGAUCAACGCUGCCGCCACUGCUAUCGUCUCCGCCGAGGCUCGGGCCCAACCUGCUGCAGUCCCUAAACGGAGGUGGGGAAGCUGCUGGAGCCUGUACUGGUGUUUUGGUUCGCACAAAAACAGCAAGCGAAUUGGUCACGCCGUACUUGUUCCUGAACCAGUGUUACCAGGUGCUGCAGCCCCUGCACCAGAAAACCAAGCCCCAUCAACAGCCAUUGUUUUACCCUUUAUUGCCCCUCCGUCUUCUCCUGCAUCUUUCCUUCAAUCAGAUCCUCCUUCCGCUACACAGUCCCCAGCUGGACUUUUGUCCCUCACUUCUCUUUCCAUCAAUGCUUACUCUCCUGGUGGACCCACAUCGAUUUUUGCCAUAGGUCCCUAUGCAUACGAGACCCAGUUAGUCUCACCACCUGUUUUUUCCACUUUCACCACUGAACCAUCCACGGCUCCUUUCACUCCUCCUCCUGAAUCCGUUCAACUCACCACACCUUCAUCCCCUGAAGUGCCAUUUGCUCAGCUUCUGACAUCUUCAUUGGACCGAACUCGGAGGAACAGUAGUGGUGCCAACCAGAAGUUUUCACUCUCUCAUUGUGAGUUUCAGCCUUACCAACUGUACCCCGGAAGCCCCGGUGGCAAUCUCAUAUCCCCAGGAUCCGUGGUCUCAAACUCCGGUACCUCUUCUCCUUUCCCUGAUAAACACCCCAUUCUUGGGUUUCGCAUGGGGGAAGCUCCAAGGCUUUUGGGGUUUGAGCAUUUCACCACAUGGAAAUGGGGUUCAAGGUUGGGUUCUGGUUCUUUGACCCCAGAUGGUGUGGGGCUGGGUUCAAGGCUAGGAUCUGGCUCGGUGACUCCAGAUGGUGUGGGGCUGGGUUCAAGGCUGGGGUCUGGCUCCUUGACCCCAGAUGGCUAUGGGCUGGGUUCAAGGCUGGGUUCUGGGUGUAUGACCCCAAAUGGUCCAGGACUUGGUUCCAGGUUGGGUUCUGGAACUUUGACACCUGAUGGUUUUUUGGUUGUUUCUGGAGAUAGUUUUCUUUUGGAGAAUCAAAUAUCUGAAGUGGCAUCCCUUGCCAACUCAGAUAACGGAUGCCAAAAUGAUGGAUCAGUAGUUGAUCACAGAGUUUCAUUUGAGUUGACUGGAGAAGAUGUUGCACGUUGUCUUGCAAGUAAGUCAGCCUCAUCAAACGGUAGAACUACUUCAGAGUCUUUGGAAGAUUCACCCGCAGAAUGCCCCACUAAGAAAGAUGGAAUAUCAGCAAAUAACGUUGACAGCCCCAAUGAUCAGUCGUGUGUUGAGGAAACUUCCAACAAAACGCCUCAGUCUGAUUGUCGAGAAGGGGAGGAUGAUCAUUUCUAUCAGAAGCAUCGAUCAAUCACACUUGGGUCGAUAAAGGAGUUCAACUUUGACAACACGAAAGCAGAUGUUUCAGUUAAACCGACCAUUGGCUCUGAGUGGUGGGCUAAUGAGAAAGUAGCUGGGAAGGAAGCAAAGGCUGGCAAUAGUUGGAGUUUCUUUCCGAUUCUGCAGCCUGGGGUCAGUUGACAGAUAAAGAAAGAACUUUGAAAAUGGAUCUGCAAUGGUAAAACCACUAACAGAAAAUCUAGAGAGAGUACAAUUUUGAAGACACAAAAACUUGGUAAAACUGGGAUCAAUUUAUUGAUGAAUGAAGUGCAGCAAUUAGAGGAGAGCUUCUUGAAUGUUUCGUGCCCAAGACACGAUGCAGAAAGGAGAUAGCAGCUUGUAGGAUUUCUAGUGUGAGUAGUGGUAUAGCUAGCGCAUUCUUUACAAUUUUCUUUUACUAUGUUAUACAAAAGGAUAGCGUUUCAGUAUAGUGUUUUUGUUGUGGGCUCUAGAUUUUCUUGUAAUGUGUACAAAUUAAAAAGAAGCUCAAAAUAGUACCUCUGACUUCUGAGACCUGAUCAUCUGAUGAAAUCUAUUUGGGAACCAUAUGUUACAGGGCCUUA
Molecule: messenger RNA, 2358 nt
Organism: Morus notabilis
Lineage: Eukaryota; Viridiplantae; Streptophyta; Magnoliopsida; Rosales; Moraceae
Exons: 2
Coding region: 371-1936 (521 amino acids)
Source: RefSeq, a predicted model, not a curated record